Messenger RNA from Anthostomella pinea, 1632 nucleotides. The record is from the annotation of a GenBank genome assembly. Lineage: Eukaryota; Fungi; Ascomycota; Sordariomycetes; Xylariales; Xylariaceae.
AUGGAUCGAGAAACCAUCAUCGAGGCUUCAAAGAAGCACGAUGUUGUCGCCGGCAAGAAGUUCACCUACGGCACCGCAGGCUUCCGCAUGAACGCAGACCUUCUCGACGGCGUUACCUUCAGAGUUGGCCUGCUGUCUGCCCUGCGCAGUCGCAAGUUCAAUGGCAAGGCUAUAGGCGUCAUGAUCACCGCUAGCCACAACCCUCCCGUCGACAAUGGUGUCAAGAUCGUCGAUCCCUACGGUGACAUGCUCGAACAGGACUGGGAGGCCCACGCUACGAGUCUGGUCAACGCUCCCAGUCAUGAAGACCUUGCCGACAACUUCUUCAAGCUUGCCGGCAACUUGAAGAUCGACCUUGCCACUCCUGGAAAGGUCAUUGCUGGCCGAGACACACGCCCGUCCGGCAUAACUCUUGUCACCGCCCUGGCUGACUCCCUCGCCGCUACCAAGACGGAAUUCGUCGACUUCAAGAUCCUGACAACUCCCCAGCUUCAUUAUAUGAUUCGCUGCAACAAUACCGCAGGUACCCCGGCCUCAUACGGCGAGGGCAGCGAGGUUGGAUACUACAAUAAGCUUGUAGAGGCCUUCUACCGUGCCCUGCAUGGCAGAUUCCAGUGCGGUGGAAAGCUCCAUGUUGACUGUGCCAACGGCGUUGGUGGCCCCAAGCUGAAAGAGCUGCUCAAGAUUCACGAUGCUACAAACAUGGAGUCUGGAUUGGUAGUCGAGGUCCACAACGAUGACGUCCUGCGACCAGAGGUGCUGAACCUGGACUGCGGUGCCGACUUCGUCAAGACCAGACAACGAGCACCGCCCAGUCCCAAGCCUGCAUCGGGAGAGCGUUACUGCUCUCUGGAUGGAGACGCAGACCGCCUAAUCUACUACUGGACUGACAUCAGUACGAAUGGAUUCUUCAUGUUCGACGGUGAUCGCAUCGCAAGCCUCGCUGCUUCAUUCAUCGCAGAGCUGUGCAAAACCGCAGGUAUUGACGACAUUCUCCGCAUUGGUGUUGUUCAGACUGCCUACGCAAACGGAGCUAGCACAAAAUACAUCGAGAAGCACUUGAAGCUGCCUACCAUCUGUACACCGACUGGCGUCAAGCACCUUCACCACGCCGCCACCAGGUUCGAUAUCGGUGUCUACUUCGAGGCUAACGGCCACGGCACAGUCUUAUUCUCACUAGAUGCCAUGCGGUGCUUCAAGACGAGGGAGCCGCAGUCACCAGCGCAAAAGGAAGCCCAGGAAACAUUGAGCGCUUUGGGCGACUUGAUCAACCAGACGGUCGGAGACGCCGUCUCGGAUAUGCUGAUGGUUGAGGUCAUCCUAGCCCACAAGAAGUGGACUCUGAAGGACUGGGCUGUGACAUACGAAGAUCUUCCCAACCGACUCGUUCGCGUUGAGGUCGGCAACAAGGACCUAUUCGAGACCACGGAUGCUGAGAGAAAGCUCAGCAAGCCUGCUGGAAUCCAAGAGGAGAUUGACAGGGAGGUCAAGAAGUACAACAAUGCGCGGUCAUUCGCACGAGCGAGCGGCACAGAGAAUGCGUGCCGUGUUUACGCAGAGGCGGCCACGAGGUCUGAGGCGGACGAGCUCGCCAACAAGGUAGCUCAGAUUGUCCAGAAGUUUGGCAGCUAG